Fonsecaea nubica is the source of this 1155-nucleotide messenger RNA. RefSeq lists its product as hypothetical. Gene Ontology annotation, molecular function: catalytic activity. Bases 1 to 1155 code for a protein of 384 amino acids. The record is from RefSeq and is a predicted model, not a curated record. The transcript has a single exon. Gene Ontology annotation, biological process: branched-chain amino acid catabolic process; response to nutrient. Lineage: Eukaryota; Fungi; Ascomycota; Eurotiomycetes; Chaetothyriales; Herpotrichiellaceae.
AUGUAUGCCGGUCGUAGGCUCAACGCGUGCCCCCGGGCGUUGAAGCCAUUCCUUCAGCGUCGCUACGCCAGUCAAGCGUCUUCCGAAGCGCGUCUGAACAAACCUAUCGACUUCAAAAAGACCGCCGUCCUCCACCAAUCACAGAAUAGUGCCAGGACUGCUUACGGCCUCUCCCAAGAUGCACCAGUCGAUUGGGUGAACCUGCACGGUGCCAUCAAUGCCUCUCUCCAUCAUGCUUUGAAGAGUGAUGAGAAUGUACUUCUAUUUGGUGAAGAUGUGGCGUUUGGUGGUGUCUUUCGAUGUUCCAAAGGCUUGUCGGACGAAUUUGGCACGAGUAGAGUGUUCAAUACUCCAUUGUGUGAGCAAGGGAUUGUUGGGUUUGCAAUCGGCUGUGCGGCCGAGGGCAUGAAGCCUGUUGCGGAGAUCCAGUUUGCGGAUUACGUCUACCCGGCAUUUGACCAGCUGGUUAAUGAAGCCGCCAAAUUUCGGUACAGAGAAGGCGCCACGGGGGGCCACUGUGGAGGGCUGGUGGUGCGAAUGCCAUGCGGUAGCGUUGGACAUGGAGCCCUCUACCAUUCUCAAAGUCCAGAAUCACUAUUCACGCAUGUGCCGGGCCUACGGGUUGUCAUGCCUCGAUCGCCCAGUCAAGCAAAGGGACUACUCACUGCUUCCAUUCUCAAUUCCAACGACCCAGUCAUCUUCAUGGAGCCUAAGAUCCUAUACCGCGCCGCCGAGGAAUUCGUCCCCAGAGAUCCAUAUACGCUACCACUAGACAAAGCCGAAGUACUAAAGCAGGGUAAAGAUCUGACAGUUAUCUCUUACGGCCAACCCUUAUACCUUUGCUCCGCUGCAAUCGACGCUUUGGAGAAAGAAAUUAAGGGUCUGAGCAUCGAACUCGUUGAUCUAAGGGCCAUAUAUCCCUGGGAUCGAGCCACCAUCUUGGAAAGUGUGAACAAGACGGGACGAGCAGUUGUAGUGCAUGAGAGCAUGUACAAUGCGGGUGUGGGAGCCGAAGUCGCCGCAAGCAUACAAGAAGGAGCUUUUCUUCGACUGGAGGCCCCGGUAGCCAGGGUUACAGGCUGGUGCACUCACCCAGGACUAAUCUUUGAGAAAUUUAACGUCCCAGACAUUACGAGUAAGUCCAUGCCGCCAUAA